CUCGGACCUAAUUCAGCUCGUCUCUGAUGUGAGUUGGACACGGCAGUUGUUCUAUUCAUUUCAAGCCCAUUCACCACGGUCGGGUGGGGCUCAUCAACAGUCCUUCCCAGGGGGCAACGUGAUUCUUAAAGUUAUCCUUGAUUGAUCCAUUAAGCAUAUGACAGGGUGCCUCGUUUCUGGCUGGAUUUAAAGAGCAAGUCAACUGUUUUCUUCAUCCGCUCAUCGCCUACAGUCGCCACUCCACCAUGGAUGAAAAAUCCAGUCAUAAAGAGAGUUUACCUGGAGACAAGUUGUCCAAUGAGGACUCUCCGAGGAUCCUCUCACCAUCGGUGGACGUUCGAAGUGUCCCAUGGUGGAAACUAGACGUACAGAUUCUUCCGGUAGUCACGAUCAUGUAUCUUUUAAACUUCCUGGAUCGCGGAAAUAUUGGGAAUGCUCGGGUGGCUGGAUUGCAAGCGAAUCUCGGAAUCACGGAUAGUCAGUAUAGUCUUCUCUUAACAGCUACGUUAAUCCCCUAUGCAUUGGUCGAGAUUCCAAGUAACUUGUUCCUGACGCGCAUCGGAGCUCACAUCGUCCUCCCUACUUUGGUCGUCAUAUGGGGCGCAGUUACCGCAUUCCAAGGGCUGGUUACUUCUUACGGCGGUCUGGUUGCUUGUCGAGUUAUUCUGGGUUGCUGUGAAGGUGGACUGCUCCCAGGACUAUCUUUAUACGUUGCAUCGUUCUAUCCACGGAGUAAGCUUCAGCUCAGGAUAGCGCUAUUUUUUGCUUCUACUGCAUUGGCCGGAGCUUUCUCUGGCCUGUUGGCAUCAGCUAUCGGUCAUCUGGACGGUCAUGAUGGAAGACCGGCAUGGAAAUAUAUCUUCAUCUUGGAAGGAAGUUUUACGAUCUUGUAUGGACUUGUCUGCUUUGUCAUUAUGCCGCGUUCACUUUCGACGAUUCCACUCUUGACUCCCGAAGAAAGGUCCAACGCCGAGGCACUCCUCGUUCAAGAGCAUACCACACUUGAAAAAGACGGCCAUUUCAGCUGGUCUUCGACCCUGGGUGCAUUAUUACAACCUCAUGUACUGUUGUAUUUUGUCUUAGGAUUCUUUGGAGGUCUGACACUAACCGCUCUUGCAUACUUCGAACCUAGUAUAGUCCAAAGCCUUGGUUAUACGGCUAAUCGAGCGCAAUUAAUGUCUGUCCCUCCAUUUGCCGUGGCUUGGGCGGUAAAUAUCAUCACAGCUUUCGUAUCCGACCGAUAUAGGCUGCGUGGUGUCACCAUCAUGUUCCACUCUAUGGUGGCUACUAUCGGAUUUGCCGUCUUUCUCGGCAGUAAGAACCAUGAUGUCCGAUAUGGCUCACUCUUCCUGUUCGUCCCGGGUGUAUAUUGCACCCCUCCAUCGCUUCUCGCAUGGGCGGCCAACAACUCGGCUCCUCGGUUCAGGCGAGCAGCAGUGAUAGCGUUCUUACUGACCUCGACCAGUUUAGGCGGUAUCUUAGCAACGUGGUUGUUCGGGUCGUUAUCCACGCCCCCGGAUUACAACAACGCGACUAUCGUAUCUAUAGUCUUUUCUGCUGCUAUGGUAGUGGCAGCGUUGGCGAAUAUCGUAUGGUUGAAUGCGCAGAACAAAAAGAGAAGAGGGGUGGCGAAUCCUGGACCUGUCAAUGAUGACAGAAGCGAUGGCUUCCUUUACAGGCUGUAGGUCGGACGACCUGAUCCCAAAAAUCACAAAUGUAGUAUAUAAAUAUAGUUUGCUCUAUUCACGAUGUUACACU
Desarmillaria tabescens is the source of this 1758-nucleotide messenger RNA. RefSeq names its product major facilitator superfamily domain-containing protein. Bases 246 to 1685 code for a protein of 479 amino acids. Gene Ontology annotation, biological process: transmembrane transport. Lineage: Eukaryota; Fungi; Basidiomycota; Agaricomycetes; Agaricales; Physalacriaceae. Gene Ontology annotation, molecular function: transmembrane transporter activity. The transcript has 11 exons. The record is from RefSeq and is a predicted model, not a curated record. Gene Ontology annotation, cellular component: membrane.